AUGAUUCUUAGAAUCAUCAGAGUCCCAGAACUGGAUGUGUAUCCAAUAUCCACUUCGAAGCUCAACCUGACGUGUUUAGCUGCCGGAAACCCUGCACCAACUGACGAAGAUUACAAAUGGACCUUUCAACCUUUCCAUUCCAACACAACAAUAGAAAAGAAUUCGAAUGGGAAAUUUCUUUUAUUCCAGAGUCUUCAAGAAGCUGACUCUGGAACAUACACCUGUUCUGUCACAAAUACUUUAAAUUCGACACAUUCUUUAAAUGUUACAAUUAUUGUUAAUGGAACUAUUCCAGAACCAAAACCUUCUUUACACUGUCAUUCCAAUCCGUGUGGAGCUCUAGAGAAUUGUGUGGAAACUGGACAUGAGUACAAAUGUGAAACCAAUACCAUGAGUGUUGUUGGAGUCCUGUUUAUCGUUUUGACUAUAGCGUCCCUAUCUGUAUCGUUUGGACUUGCAUACUACCUGCGUAAACUUCACAAAGUUUCUCAAAUUGGCGUUCAGAACAGCAAAAUUAGCAAUGAUAACGCCACCACACUCCCAAUGACAGAAACAACGGGUGACCUAAAUACACGCAAUGGAACUGUUCCCUCCAACGAGACAAACGACGCUGUUUAUGCUCAAAUAAAAAAACCGUAAUCCUUACUACCAGAAAGUAACCUACCUUCAUUGACUGAUUCAUUAAUAAAAAAAAUUAUACUAAAGCUAACAUUUCCUUUCAUCGUGUAUUAUUUCAAAAUGAUUCUAAGAGUAUAAGAAAAAAAAAUUAGCCUUUCUCUAAAAAUAUUUUCAUACAAUCUGUGUGACACUGCGUAGUACUUUUUACA
Messenger RNA from Saccostrea cuccullata (small rock oyster), 827 nucleotides. RefSeq lists its product as uncharacterized. The record is from RefSeq and is a predicted model, not a curated record. The coding region runs from base 1 to 639 and encodes 212 amino acids. The transcript has 2 exons. NCBI's taxonomy places the organism in Eukaryota, Metazoa, Mollusca, Bivalvia, Ostreida, Ostreidae.